UUUUUACUCUCUUUGUGGUUUAUGAAGGAGGUCACUACGGAUACAACAAGGAGCAACACAGCCUGAACUACAGACCGAGAGCAUGUUUCUAAGGAUGAAGCCAGUCUCAUGGGAUAGCCAUGUUUUGUCUCCAUGACAGCUAGAUCACUCAGCCCUCUCUGCAGUGACCUCUGCACAGCAAAGGAUGCUGGGAAAUAAUGAGCACUUUUAUCCCAGUCAGGAUGACAAAGAUGGGGAGGAUGAGGAGGAGGAAGAGGAGCAGGGAAGAGAAAACAGAAAAGAAGAAGGUGAACGUGACAUGGAGAAUGGACGACUAGAGUAUCUGGAGGAAAAGGAGAUGACAGGAGGACGACAAUCCUGGGAAGGGAAAGGCGGUGAGGUGGUGAAACCAGCAGCCAUUGUGGUCGGUCGACAGAGAGUAGAUCGGCCGCUGAGGCCGGGCAAUCACGGCAACAGGGGGAUCCCUUACAUGCCCAAUAUAGCCCCGCUACAUCAUCAAGCUGCCAAUAAGCAGCAGUAUUUCAUGGCAGCAAAGAAACGAGCCUUCAUGGAGCGCAGCAUGACCACAGUGGCUCCACUGGAGGACACUUACUUGACCAUGAUGGUGUUCCGCAUUGGAAUCCCCGACAUCAAACAAACAAGAUGUCUCCAGUUUGAUCAGGACUGCACAGUGUGGAACGCUAAGCAGCAGAUCAUCUGCUCCCUCAGUGAGUCCCUAUGGGACGUCUACAACUAUGGCCUCUUCCAGCCAGCUGGAGAGGGACGGGACGCCAAGUUCCUGGAGGAGGAGAGACCCCUGAGAGACUACUCACAGUCCUUCGAGAAAGGGGUGCCGUACCUGGAGUUUAGGUACAAAACCAGAGUCUAUAAACAGACCAAUCUGGAUGAAAAGGCUCUCGCUAAACUCAGCACAAAGGCCAGUCUGAAGAAAUUUCUGGAUUACAUUCAGACCGGAGCAAUAGACAAAAUGGGAAAAGUCCUCGAUAAAGGUCUUGAUCCGAACUUUCACGACCCUGACACCGGAGAAACCCCCCUCACUGUGGCCAUGCAGUCUGGCCUGUCGGUGGAGGGCAUCAGGGUCCUGGUUCAGGGCGGCGCUCACUUGGACUUCAGAAGCAGAGACGGCAUGACGGCCCUGCACAAAGCUGUUAGGGCUCACAAUCACGCUGGGCUGCUGGCUCUCUUGUCCCUCGGAGCAUCUCCAGACUCCAAAGACCGCUGUGGCCUGACCCCGCUGUACCACACUGUGCUGACAGGGGGUGAAACUUCCUGCUGUGAGACCUUGCUCUAUUACAGGGCAAAGCUGGGCACAAGGGACGAGAACGGCUGGGACGAAUCCCAUCAGCACAGGGAUGAAGAGGAGUUUGGAAUGGAAGAAAUACAUAAGGCUUGCCAGAAUGGCUUUGCACAACACUUGGAGCAUCUGCUGUUUUAUGGGGCAGACACCACUUCUCAAAAUGCCUCAGGGAACACUGCGCUUCACAUUUCUGCCCUGUACAACAAGGAAAGCUGCGUCCGUGUUCUUCUGUACAGGGGGGCGAAUAAGGAGGCGAAGAACAAGCAUGGUCAGACCCCGUUUCAGCUAGCUGUUUUGUCUGGUCAUUUUGAACUCGGGGAAAUCAUCAAAAACCACAAAGACUCUGAUAUAGUGCCGUUUUUAGAGUCACCAAAGUUUGUUCCAAAGCGAAAAGAAAGUUCCCACACACUGCCCCUCCCUUUGCUUCAUUCCCACCCCCUACUGCGUGCUAAUAGUGAUAACACCAUGACCCAGUCUGACCCUCUGGCCCUGCCCAACAAGGCUGCGACCAAUCCCAACCCAGGACAGGGUCAUCGCAGGGCCUCAGUGGGUAUGAGAAGCUCCAGCAGCCCCAGAACUCGUACCCGUUCGCCCUCCAGAGGGAGAGGAGGCCAAAGUGACACAGAGGAGAGGCACAGGCAGCCACGAGGCAGACAGGGUGCGACCUCGGCGGGUGGCGGUGGGGGUCAGAUGAAGCGCAUGUACAGCGCAGUUCCAGGACGAGUGUACGUGGCCACUCGUGCCCACUCUGCCAGUGGAGACCGAGAGCUCUCGCUGAACAAGGGGGACAAAGUCAAAGUGUUAAGUGUAGGAGAGGGUGGAUACUGGGAGGGAACAGUGAAAGGACGCACUGGCUGGUUUCCUUCGGACUGUGUGCAAGAGGUACCAGCUCCCAGCAAAGACAAUCGACCAGAGACGCGCAGCGAGAAAGCCAAGAGGAAGCUCUUCCGUAACGUCACCGUUGGAGCCUACGAUGGCACUGAUGGCCCCAGUGACUACAUCAUUAAGGAAAAGACUGUGCUCCUACAGAAGAAAGACAAUGAGGGCUUUGGGUUUGUACUCAGGGGAGCCAAAGCUCAGACUCCCAUAGAGGAGUUCACUCCAACGCCAGCAUUCCCCGCGCUGCAGUACCUGGAGUCUGUUGAUGAGGGGGGCGUGGCGUGGAGAGCGGGCCUGAGGAUGGGGGACUUCCUCAUCGAGGUGAACGGUCAGAAUGUGGUGAAGGUUGGUCAUCGGCAGGUUGUCAACAUGAUCCGGCAGGGCGGCAACAGUCUCAUGGUGAAAGUUGUCAUGGUUGCUCGAAACCCUGAGCUGGAAGACACGGCUCGAAAGCGAGCCCCACAGCAGACAAAAAGACUGACUCCUCCUGCCAUUGCCCUGCGCUCCAAGUCAAUGACAUCAGAGCUGGAAGAUAUGGUGGACAAAGCUGCCUCUCCGUGGAAAAAGAAAGCAGAGUACGAGUCCUCUCAGGGUCCUGAUAAGAAGAGGACCGUCUAUCAGAUGGCUUUAAAUAAACUGGAUGAAAUCUUGGCUGCCGCUCAACACACCAUGACAUCAGACAACCAGGGCCAGAGAGGUCAUGGAGGCAAGAGGGACCGAAGCAAGAGUAUUGUUCCCAAUGUGUCCAAGGAGCAACCAUAUGAUCAGCAGUCAUCACUGGCAAUGGUACAAGCUGGACCUGGUUUUGACUACAACCAAGCUCAUUUUCAACCAGGCCACGGUCCCCAGCAUGCAGUCAUGAUGCGUCAAAAAUCUAUUGGUGUAACAGAGGAGGAAAGGCAGUACCUUCACCCACCUGCUAUGAAGUUAGCUCGCAGCCUGUCUGUGCCUGGACCAGAAGAAAUCCCCCCACCACCAAACACAUCUGCUCCAGAGCCACCUUUGUCUGCAGGCCCUCAUCCGGGUAGAGGACCUGCCAUGCCAAUCCCUCCUGUAUCUCAACCUCACUACCAGCUCCACUCUCAGCCAGGGCAUCCUUCCCAAGCUGGCUGGGAAAGGGCAGGACCAGGUGUAAUGAACCAGCAGGUCAUGGUUCCCACUCUUCGGAGGCAGUCAGAAGGACUGUGCAUCAGAGAGCCAGAGGCGCCCAGGAGAGGUGGUGGCAAGAUGGGAGGAUUAAGGAGAGGCUACAGCAGUGCUACACCCCCAACAAGUGCUAAGCCUAAGGCCCAACAACAAGCACCCCAGCAUCAACCACCUGUGUCCAACCGGGAUCAGAGUGGAGGAGUUGGCAGAGGGGUGGCAAAGAGGGGAGGUCGGGGAGCUUUGAUGAAACAGUCAAAAGUGGAAGAUGGUCUGAGACAGCAUCGAGGAAAAGGAGGUGCAACCAAAGAGAAGAGCUCUAUCCCCAUUCCCACCAUCAUUGUCAAAGCGCCCUCCACCAGUAGCAGUGGUCGAAGCAGCCAGGGUAGCAGCAUGGAGGCUGAGCCCUCCCAAGAUGUGGAAGACCAAACCUCUGGAGAGGCAACCCCAGACAGCCCUAAUACUAGCCUGCCCUCACCACUCACCUCUGUGCCACCUCAACCUCCAACAUCGACUUCUUUGCCUUCAUCAACUGUUGCCCCUUUGGUUUCCUCACAGCAAAACCUAGAAAACUUGGAUUAUAGUUCAGCAUUUGGUACAACAUUUGCGGGUGGAGGAGCACGCAGGGAAAGGGAACGCUUUCGAGAUAUGAGGAGAAAGAGUGCUUCUUUCUUCCUCUCAUCAGAGGAGGACAUCCAAGUGGAAGCAGGAUGUGGAGCUGGAGAGGGAGGAGGAAUACAAGGGGUACGAAUUCAGCCUUUACAGGGCUCACAAAUGGAAGUGCCCACCCCUCGGCUUCGGCCUUCCAAGUCUAUAGAUGAAGGCAUGUUUUCUGGAGACAACUACGUCAGCUAUUCCAGCAGCAUGCCCCCAGCUUUUGGCCUGCCUGAGUAUUCUUCCCCUGUCCUCAAUCAGGACGGCCAGCCUAAGUCAGCUCCCUCAAUGUAUGGAACCCAGCCUGCCACUACCUUCAUUCACCCACUUACUGGGAAGGUUCUGGACCCCUCAUCCCCUCUGGGAUUGGCCCUGGCUGCAAGAGAGCGGGCUCUAAAAGAUGAUCGCAGGACACGACGAGAGGACAGACAUUUUGGCCGGCAACUUUCCACAGUAGGAGCCUUCCCCACCCCUGUUCAGACUCCAACGCCUUCUCUUUUUGCAACGCCAACGCAGUCGGCCUACACUUCUCCAGUAUCUCUCCACCUAAGUUCCCCAACCACUACCACCUCUCCUGCAUCUCUGAGCCGGCCACAAUCACCAAGGAUAUUACGUUUGGGGGGGGCAGGUGGGGAGCGUGUGGAAAGAGAAAAGGAGGGAGGACCCAGGGAAGGUCUUAGAGUUCGCUUCUCUGAAGACAGAAACAGCCAAUAUUCAACCCAGUACUACCCACAAAGUCCCAGGGAGCGAGAAAAGGAGAUGUAUGACAGCAGGCCUGCUCCACCCAUACAGCCUCCUCCCCCACCAACUCAACCUGCCCCCCGCAGACCUUCCUUCCUUCAGAUGGAAAGCACUCCCAACACCAGCUACAUUCCUCAGUAUACUGUCCCCACAGCCCCUUCACAAGCACACGAAGCAAUGGAAGAAGCUAGGGUGGGAGCAGGUGGAAAUUUAGGACUCAUGGUUUUGCCUCCACCAGCUCCAUCAAUAGACGUAGACGAUGAGUUUGUCUUCGCAGAUCCCUUGCCCCCUCCUUUGCAGUUUGCUAAUGGUAAGAAUGAGAGGGUCCGGGAAUUUUCACAACAUCGUCAACACCAGGGUCAGCAUUCUGUUUCUGCUGCUCCACCCGCCCCACCUCCUCCCCCAUCCCCCAAGACCUCAAAUCCUCCCCAACCCACUUCACAGGGUGGCGACUCCGCUACCUCCAGCCUUACUUCCUAUGACAGUGAAGUGGCCAACCUCACGCAGUCAGCUCUCUCUCCAUCUUAUCCAUCCCCACAGAUCUUUCCCUCUGCCUCCACCUCCAUUACCACCACCACCACCACCUCUGCUGCUUCUCUGCCUCCUACAUCGCUGCACAGACCCCAGCCCAUGUCCCAUUCCCACACCUAUUACAGCAGCUCUAACGACCCCUCAAUAGGUAUUCAUACCCCAGCACAGGACAGAGGCACUGCCACCCUCACCACUACCAUGACCUAUGCUACCACGACCAUGACUGCAACUGCUGCUGCCACCACCACCACAACUUCUCCAGCAUCCUCUGACUACAGUAUGACUAUGGCUGGGCCCAAGGCUGGCUUCACCACAGGGGGAAAAGCAUCUGACCACACUCAUCAGACUACUAUUAUACACAAGAGCGGAGACUGGCAAGAAGCUGUGGUGGAUUCUGGAAUUGAAGAGCUGGACAGUCACAGUAGCAGUGACCACCAUUUAGAAAUGCUGGGACUCUGUGGGCUAAGAGGAGAGAGAGGAGGGGUUGGAGGAGAUGGGCGAGGAGGAGAGGGAGAGAAAAUCAGUGAACAUCAGGAUCCUUGCACAACCUACUCAGGUGGGCAAACAUUUGAGGUGCACAGCGCCAAAUUGGCAAAUCCCGUGUUUCCGAAGAUGACUCAUUACAAGGAGGGUGGAGGGAGGGGCCCAUCUGUAGCACUACGUAGACAGAACAGCACCAAUCCCGCUCCUUUGCAGUUACACAGACAAAACAACCCAGAAGACACCGGUAUAGAUGGAGGAUUUUCAGAUGAAAGGAAGCACAAGCAGAGUCGAUCCAAGAUGGAAGACGGCUUCAGCUCUGCCCUGGCUGCCUGCUUAGAGAGGCCCAUGGACACUCGAUCAGUGGGCUGGAGUGACCUUGGAGAACACGAGCAAGCUGGAGUCCAGAGAGGCGUUUUGGUUUUGGAUGGCCGCAGAAUUCACUCACCUCUCUCAGGUGUGAAAGCCAGCAUCAUCAAUGAACUAAGCUCCAAGCUACAGCAGAUGAGCAGCAUGAAGAGCAUGGAUGAGUGGAGCCACACUCCAAAGUCUCCCACCAUGCAUAGGUAUUCAGCGGAUUACAGUGAUGCUUUUCAUAGCCCUCCCACUGGACGCUCGACCUCACCGCUGCCCACUUCCUCCCCACAGCAUCGUCAGACCCUGACCCCAAACCUCUCGGCAACACCUUCUGUCUCGCCCUCCCCUCAAGUCCCAGUUCAGCGCAACUGGACCCGAUCCCCUUCUCCACAAAUGCCCUCGUCCCCAGUUCAUUCACAUCCUCCCCAUUCUCCAACCUACUGCCCAUACCCAACAUCACCUAAGCACAGGUCCAAGAUGCGUAGACAGACUUUUGAUUUUCCAUGCAGUCCUACUAAAGAGAUGCGGUCUUCAGUUGCUCGACGUCGGGCUCCCAGUCCUCUUAUCUAUAACACUGAACAGCAAAGCCCCACCCCUCCCAGACCCUCCUCUCUCCCAAUCCUUCCAAGCACACCCGUCUACAGCAACCCAUUUGAGUUUCCCGGGCCCCUUACUCCUCCUUCUCCUGGCAUCCCUCUAGGAGAUGCCUACAAAGCUUCAACUCCUCCACUGUUUUCUCCAUCUGGUGUGCCAAGUCCAAAUCCCUUGCUUGUCUCCCGUUCACUCUCCCCCACUCAUUUUCUCUCUGGAGCCUCUUCCCCCAUGCAUUUACCACCUAGCCCUUCCUGUCUCAACUAUCCGCAUCUCAAUCCUCCUCCUCCAACUAAACCAUUUGCCAUCAAACCCCUACCCUACUGGACCAAGUAUGACGUGGCCGACUGGCUGGCUUAUCUGAAUCUGGGUGAACACAGAGAGCGUUUUAUAGACAAUGAGAUAGAUGGAUCACAUCUGCCUUCACUCACCAAGGAUGACUUCUUGGAUCUAGGAGUGACACGUGUGGGGCAUCGAAUGAACAUCGAGAGGGCACUGAAGAAACUCACUGACAGGCGGCUCUCUUCUCCUUUGCAUGUCAGUACUCCUCCCCGAGACACAGACUGAGAGAAUGAAGGUGUGAUUCAAAGAUGAAAAAGAGGGAAAGAAAUGAAAUGACAAAGAUCAUCAGUAACAGAAGAUUUGCAAGAGAAGAACAGUGGACAACAACAGCUUGCGUUGAACUUGUUCGAAUCCAUGGAUAUGUGGAGAAACAUGUUGUCUUGCACAUUUGUUUUAGAGAACUGGAUGGAAAUUUGUAGAACUAUUGGUCAAAAGAGGUGAUGAAGAAAAUAAGAAUUUCUACAGAUAAUGCUUUUCAUCUGAAAAUAUACUUUAAAACUUUUGAUGGACAGGCAUUUAAUUAACACACCGUUUUGUGCUGUAAAAGAAUAAACACACAUACGUACUUGCACUCAUAUUCUCACACACACUGACAGAUGGAUUCUCACACCAUCUGCUGCUUUGCAGCAAUGAGAAAACUUGAGUCUGAGUUCAAAGAAAAAGUUGCAAAGUUGCUGCUUAAAGGGUGAAGCCCAAUUAAAUGUUACUGAUUAUGUCUGAGCCAGAAACUCUUGUAAAAGCAGAGGGCCAUAUCCUAACAUCAGUUUUGUAGCUUUAAGCAGAUCAGAGUAUCGAUGGCUGCGAGUACUGGAGCCAAAGUCAGAAUGUGGGAGAAAGGCUUUUUUUUGUAAAUGAUGAUAGAAGAAAAGCUAAACAACCACAGUACUGUUUUAUAUAUUUGCCAUUUUCCCCCCAAAGGUUGCCCCAGUAUGCUUUGUAUGUAUGUACUUUGCAAGCGCUAAAUAUAUCUUCCAUGUUAAACUGAAUUCACUAUUAGUAGAAACCAUUUGUUUUGUACUAAGUGCUGAUUGCAAUCAUUCAUUUCAAACUGGUCAGGGUAUUUCUAAACGUUGGAAUCAAAGUUGUGAAAAACGAGGACAGAAAUUUGAAAAACUGUUGUUGUUAAAUUAAUCUUUUUAUUGUUGUCUUGAUUAUUCUGCAGAAAGGAAAUGGCAUAUUAGAAAUGAAAUGUUUAGCAUGUCAUUUCAAACCAUUUUUCUUAGACUUUCUUGGUGUUUACUGGCCAUAGCACAGGUCAAAGGGUGGCUCCAUCCUCUACCAUGCCAUAAUGUUGAACGCCCUCUCUCUCACACAGCAGGUGCAGUGAUCAAAAAGGGCUUUUUACUGCUUUUGUCUGCCUGACUUCCUCAACCUUAAGCCUCUGUGAGUCUGUGUGUGUCUGAUUUUGUGCGUGUGUGUCCAUCUGCCUGCGUUGGUAGUCAAAUGCUUUGCCCCCUGAGCCCCUUUCUUUCUCUAAUGCCUUUUUCAAAAUGUAUUUAUAAUGCUCAGACAGCAUUGUUUAUCUUUUCUCACCAGAUGACAAUCCAAAUGUUUCACUGUUCCACACACAUUACCCCUCAGAAAGAAAAGCUCUGACUCACUUUUAAAAGGGAUUUUUCUGCGAUAAACUUAAAAUACUAUGAGUGUUGCAUAGAGGUGAACAUGAACAUCCUGGAUUUUGUUUUUAACGUGCCAGUUUAGCCAUUUGCAGUAAAAUCAACUGUAAGGCAAAAACACAUCAUUUAUAGCUCUGUAUGUAAUGAUGAUGAUGGCAACGACAAAGAUAACAUAUAAAAAUAUAGUAUAAUGAAGAUUAUAAUAUUAAGUAUGUAAACAUUUUAAGAAUCUCCGUCUUCCAAAUAGUGUGGGCAAAAUUCUUUGAAGCUUUGUUUUGUUUAUGGUUCAUUUUGGGUUUUCUGUAAAUGCUUUCUAUACUGCUCGCCCUGUGGUGACCCCUGUGAAGCUGACACGUUAGUAUACUGCAUAUUUUCUACAUGUGAGUUUAAAAUUACGGCUCUGUAUUCUUAUGACGAGUUGCUAUCACAUUAUGGUCGAAAAGGAGAAAGGAUUGAGCAGUAGUGUAGAAAGCAUUACAUACUAUGAUUUAAAAGAGCAUUUUAGGUCUAGUGAAAUGCAUAACGACUAUGACUACAUACAGUUUGAGCAUAAGUAUGCAGAGAUAAAAGGUAUAUAUAAAUAUAUAAAUAUAUAUAUAUAAUUUUUGUUUUAAAUAAAAUACAGUAUACUGGUAAACAACAUGAUAGAGGUACAACUAAGGUGUUGAAAUAAAUGCUAAAAUAAACUAUUGCCCUGUUGUGAUUCUCA
This is a messenger RNA of Maylandia zebra (zebra mbuna), 9340 nucleotides long. NCBI's taxonomy places the organism in Eukaryota, Metazoa, Chordata, Actinopteri, Cichliformes, Cichlidae. The record is from RefSeq and is a predicted model, not a curated record.